Rotaria sordida is the source of this 1356-nucleotide messenger RNA. Lineage: Eukaryota; Metazoa; Rotifera; Eurotatoria; Philodinida; Philodinidae. The record is from the annotation of a GenBank genome assembly.
CCAUUUGUUAAAUGUACAUUAAAAGAUACCAGUGAAUAUAUUCUUUCAACAGUUGGUGAAGAACAUUUACAACGAUGUAUCGACGAUCUUACAAAAAUAUAUGCUCGUGUUGAAAUAAAUGUAUCAACACCAAUUAUUCCAUUUCAUGAAACAAUUAUUGCACCACCAAAAGUUGAUUUUCUUAAUGAAUCAUUAGCAAAUCAACAACAACAAUUCGAAUCAAAUAAAACAAUUGAAGAAAGACUACCAUGUUUAUUAGGGAAUGGUUUAGUUGAAUUAAGUACUCCAAAUGGUCAAUGUACAUUUCAAAUUCGAGCAGUAGAAUUAUCUGAUGACAUCGCUCUUUUACUUAAAAUACAUAGUAAAUUACUUGCAGUCAUUGAAGAAGCUCAAGGACGUGAUAAUAGAAAAGUAACUGUUCAAUUAAAUGAUCAAACACUUGAUCAAAUUCGACAAUUACGAGAACGAUUAAAUGAAAAAUUUAUUGCUGCAAAUGGAAAUAUAUGGAAUUCAAAUACAGUUGAUGAAAUAUGGUCAUUUGGUCCAGACAAAUGUGGAUCUAAUCUAUUGAUUAAUCGUAUUCAAAACAGUAUUUAUAAACAACAUGGUUUAUCUAUUUGGAGUAUUGCUUUAAAUAAUCAAACAAAAAUGGAUACAAACACAACAUUUACAAAAGAUGAUUAUGAUUUAAGUAUUAUUAAAGAAUUUCAAUUAGCAACAGCUAAUGGAUUUUUAUGUGCCGAUCCAGUCGAGGGUGUUGCGUUUGUUAUUGAAAGAUGGACAAUAAAUAAAAUUGUUAAUAAUGAAAAUAAUGAUGAACAACAAGAAACAUCAGGAAUUAAUAAUACUGAUUCUGCAGCGACCACAGCAACAAUAAAUCCUGUUGAUGAAAUCGAAAGUUUAAUAGAAACAAUGGGUAUUACAACUGAAGAAUCUUCGACAUUAUAUAUUCAACAAAAACCUCAUCUUGUUAUAGAUAAAUCAAAAGUUGUUAUCAAACAUGAAUCAUUUUCUGAUCAAAUAAUAUCAACUGUACGUGAAGCUUGUCGAAUAGCUUAUUACAAUAGAGUCCCAUUCGUGGAAAUCGAUGAUCCAAAUAAUCUAAAAGUUGAUUUUAACCGUUCCAAGAUUUGUUAUACAACAAUCUUCACGGAUGCAUUAUCAACUUGUAGAGGAUUUCUUAUAACGGGAAAUAUAGGUGAACAACCAUUCGUUUACUUAGCUCAUCGGUCCAAAACUUACGAACCCCCGUCAUUCACACCAUCAUCAACAUUAAUAGAACUACUUGAAGAUUUAACAGAUGAUAUGACAAUGAAAAUUUUUAAUAAUCCGCCACCAAAUACUAAAAAAAAUUAA